Caenorhabditis remanei is the source of this 2610-nucleotide messenger RNA. RefSeq lists its product as uncharacterized. Gene Ontology annotation, biological process: actin filament polymerization. The transcript is spliced from 8 exons. The record is from RefSeq and is a predicted model, not a curated record. Gene Ontology annotation, cellular component: actin filament; cytoplasm. Bases 1 to 2610 code for a protein of 869 amino acids. NCBI's taxonomy places the organism in Eukaryota, Metazoa, Nematoda, Chromadorea, Rhabditida, Rhabditidae. Gene Ontology annotation, molecular function: microtubule binding; actin binding.
AUGAAAACGAAAAGUGGCGAGAAGAGAUUCCUUGGAAUCUUCAAAAAGAAGACGACACCUGCCCCGGCGGCUCCUCCUCCUAUUCAAGAAACGUUGGAUACGAACAGCAAUUCUGUGAGUACUACUAUUCCGAUUGAAGAGGAGACGACGUCAUUGGCAGACUCUAUCACGACAUCUUCUAUUCAGGAAGAAGUUAUGCCACCGAGAAAAGGAAGUGUUGCACAAACAAGUGUAAUUCAUUAUUCUCCCCCUGGUACUGUGCGUGCUUCGUUCCCUCCAUCUGCCACGUCAUCCGUUGUCUCUGGUGGAUCUGAUGAUACUGUAGUGAUAACAAGAAAAAGUAAUAUUGUUUUGGAUGAUGAAGAAUCAGUGGUUUCUACGCCUAUCAGCCAAUAUGAUGAAUAUCCAAUUGCUCAAAAGACCCGUUCAAAACGGGCGGCUCCUCCCCCACCUGGUCCUCCAAUGAAUUCCAUUUCUUUCACUCCGCCAAUUCCAACAUCUUCUUCGAACAUUCAACUUGUGUCCCCCAUUCCAAAAACAGAACAUUUCCGUCAGAAUUCAACAAAUUCAAUCAGUAGUCCCCCUCCACCUCCUCCACCUCAUAGAAAACAAGAAAAUGAGAUUGAUUAUGAGGAGAUGUUCAAGAAAUUGCACAAUAAGGUUGAAGCCUAUCAUCAAGUGAGAUCAGAAAAUGGAGGUUCGAUCGAAGAAGAAAGAAUGAAGGCAGAAGUAUUGAAAGAACAUGAAAAACUGAGAGUGUUACUGGAGCAGCAGAUUUUAUCAGAUCGUCCGAAAUCGAUGUCUAACCUGAAUAACAACAAUAAUAUCAGGACGAACAACAAUAAUAAUAUCAAUGCCAAAAAACAACUUCCCCUGAAAAUUCCUCAAGAGAAACCAUCAUCAACCUCAUCGGCGUCUUCCACUAUUCCUGUACAAAAUGGAGCUCCAAUAUCUCCAAAAACAGAUGAGAAUAGAAAUGAAAUUGUCUCAAAAAAGAAAGUAUCUGCUACAAUUGCUCAGAAUACAGAAGCUGUUGAUAGACUCCGAAGAGAAGUUGAAGAACAACGACAACGCGAAAAAGAAGUUAAACAAUACCGUAAUCCAAAAACUUUGGAGGUUAAUGUGAAGUCACCAGAACCUAAAAGGAAGGAAUUAGUAAAAUCUCCACCUCAGUCUCCUACAAAAUCAUCAUCUGGACCACGUAUGGUUGAAUAUAAACCAAUGAAAUCUCCAGGACUUCCAAUCGAUCCAGACGACAUUUACGAAGAAAUUGAUGAAGUGGCUCCACCAAUUCCAAAUACACCUCCUCCGAAACUUUCUGAAUAUCGAAAAGAACAACAAUCGAGUGCUCCUAGAAUGCCCUCUGUUCCUUCAAAUGGAUACGUCAGACUUCAAAUGAAUGGAGUAUCAAAGAAACCAGCUCCAGUUGCUCCGGGAUCUACUCCAAUUAUUGCUCCAAAUAUUCUUAAGAUUGCUCAGAAACCGUACACUGGACCGGAAUUUGCAUCGUCACCAAAACUUUUGAGAAAGACUCCUGAACCAAUGAAUUCUACAAAGAUUUAUGCAUCAGUUCCGGUUAAAGAAGAGAAGAAGACAUAUGAAAAACCACAAGUUCAUCCACAGAUGACUAAUGGAAAUGUUCAAAAGCAUCAAGGAGGAAUGAUAUCUGCCACGUCAUCAUCUUCAUCAUCUCAUUAUCGAAAGAAUCAUUCGAAUCCUCCGAUGACAAGAGGUGCAUCAAUUGAUCAAAAUGGAUAUUCUAAUAGAAUCCCAAAUGGUAUUUCGCCACAGAAAACAGUUUCUUUGGAUGAGAAAAAAGUGGCUCCUCAAGUUUCGUCUCCUGUCAAUUACCGUAAGAAUCAAGCACCUUCUGCAAUGACAAGAACAACAUCAGAAGACCAGAGAGACUCAGGAUAUACUACAAGAACUACAAUCAAUAUUGUGACAUCACCAAACACUCAAAGAAAAAUUCCUCUACCCUCGCCAUCGAAAAGCAAGAUAUCUCCGAUGACUCGUGCAAUGUCAACUGAUCAGUCGACAAUCCCUCCAUCUCCUGUCACAUACCGUAAGAUAUCGGCUCCAGUGACUACAUCAUCUCAGACCACUUCUUUAUUGAAUAAUGUUGCUCCAUCACCAUCUACUAACAGAAGAAGUCAACCAAUUUCUGGAAUUCUUUCUGUCACGUCAUCAAAAACAGCCGUUACUUCUGUCACGUCACCCCCAUAUCCAAAAGGAUCAAUGGCCCCAACAGUGAUUUCAAUCAAAUCGGCAGCUGCAAACGUUUCGAAACAACAAAAACCAGCUAAUACAUUAGGAGAAAUAUUUGAUAUAUCGGAUGUAUUGAAAGGGCCAAAACUUCGAAAAAUUGGGAUGCCAGUUGAAAGAUCAGGAAUAUCACUUGGAAAAGUUGUGGAUACAGUUGAAUUAUCGAACCGCCCAACUUCGACUCCGCCCCCUCCACCGCCUCCUCCUCCUCCUCCACAAACUCUGAUCGGAUCAUCAACACCCCAGGCAUUUGUUCAGAAGAAUCCAGAUUUGAGAGAUUCUCUAAUGAGUGAAAUUCGUGAAGCGGGAAGAUUACGUGCCGCCCGUACAGCACAAUCUGCUUAA